Molecule: messenger RNA, 1263 nt
Organism: Penicillium mononematosum
Lineage: Eukaryota; Fungi; Ascomycota; Eurotiomycetes; Eurotiales; Aspergillaceae
Exons: 5
Coding region: 1-1263 (420 amino acids)
Molecular function (GO): O-methyltransferase activity
Source: RefSeq, a predicted model, not a curated record
AUGGCAUCCAAUUCCACCCAUAUAGAAGGUCUUGCUCUCAGCUCAAACCUACCAGAUACAGUGCCCGGUCUCCUUCAAACGGUUGCGAGUCAUGGCAAAGACCUCAUUGCUCAGGAUCCCGAAGCACGGUUGAAGCUGCUAGAAGCUGCCCGAUCAUUGACUUAUGCAUUGGAAACCCCCCCGAGAAGCCAUUAUUCGACACUGCUGGUCCGAGGUGGACUAACGGGCAUUGCAUUUAAUCAGUCUACGAGUUAUGCUGCCUUAGAGACCGCCGUUGAUAUAAAUCUAUUCUCUGCGCUCGGCACAGAUGACAAACCGAAGACUGUCGCAGAGCUUGCUGAGGCAACCAGCGUGGAUCCAAUCUUGCUCGGGCGAUUAAUGAAACAUCUCGCUGCGAUUGGAACAAUAACCGAGACCGGCUACAACGAGUACUGCCCUACUGGCUUCUCAAAAGUUCUCACAGUUGAGAGAUAUAGCGAUGCAUUCCCGCUCAUGACUCGCCGUUUCACCAAAGGCAUCAUGGCCCUACCGGCCUUCCUCAAGAAAAACAACUACCGAAACCCCACAAGUCCCACAGAUACAGCUUUCCAGAUGGGUUAUGAGACAGACAUGGGUUUCUUCGGCCAUGUGCAACAGGAACCGCUCACGGCAAAGCAGUUUAAUAACCACAUGUCAGUCUACGCACAAGGCCGAGUCCGCUGGAUGGAUCCCGGUUUCUACCCGGUUCAAGAACAGCUUAUAGAUGGGGUCAGGAUCGGCGAGGACGAUGUCCUGCUCGUUGAUGUUGGAGGCAGCUUUGGUCAUGACCUAUCCGAUUUCCGUCGGAAAUGGCCUGGCCUCCCCGGUCGUCUGGUGCUUCAGGAUCUUCCUGAGGUGGUGGGUUCUGUCAAGGAUUUGCAUCCCUCUAUUGAAGUUACUAGUCAUGAUUUCUUUACUGAGCAACCAGUCAGAGGAGCCCGCGCAUACUAUAUGCACUCUGUUCUCCAUGACUGGCCUGAUGAGCUUUGUCGCAAGAUCUUGGCUAAUAUUGUGGCCGCCAUGCAGCCCGGCUAUAGCAAGGUGUUAGUGAACGAGAAUGUGAUUCCGGACACGGGGGCCUACUGGGAAACUACAAGUUUGGACUUGAUUAUGAUGGAGAUUGGAUCUGGCGAGCGUACAGAACGCCAAUGGCAUGCAUUGUUGGAAUCUGCUGGACUGAAAAUCGUCAAGAUUUGGACUGCCCAGAGGGGCGUGGAGAGUUUGAUUGAGUGUGAGCUAGCUUGA